Microthlaspi erraticum is the source of this 1866-nucleotide messenger RNA. Lineage: Eukaryota; Viridiplantae; Streptophyta; Magnoliopsida; Brassicales; Brassicaceae. The record is from the annotation of a GenBank genome assembly.
AUGCACAGUUUCUCUGACUUUCCAAAAAUCACUCAACUUCUUCUUCUUCUUCUUUCUCACUCCUUAAAAAUCUUUCUCUCUCUCUGUCCUCCACCAAGCUACAGAGCUCUCAGCAACAGCAGCAGGAUGUUGGAGAAGGUAGAGAGUUUCAACAUGAACAGAGUAAUCGACGAAUUCGAUGAAAUGACGAGAAACGCAGCUCAAGUCCAGAGACAAACCCUCAAAGAGAUUCUUGAGAAGAACAAAGCCGCCAUUUACUUGCAAAACUGCGGACUCAACGGAAACGCAACCACAGACACAGAAGCUGCUUUCAAAGCAAAUGUUCCGUUAGUCACUGACGCUGAUUUAGAGCCUUACAUCAAACGAAUGGUCGAUGGUGACACGUCUCCUAUCCUCACUGGCCACCCCGUUCCCGCCAUUUCCUUAAGCUCUGGAACCAGUCAAGGCCGUCCAAAGUUUGUUCCUUUCACUGAUGAAUUGAUGGAGAACACUUUACAACUCUUUCGCACCGCCUUUGCCUUCAGAAACAGAGAGUUUCCAAUUGAUAACAAUGGGAAAGCUUUGCAAUUCAUCUUCAGCAGCAAGCAGUACAUUUCAAAAGGCGGCGUCCCAGUAGGAACCGCAACCUCAAACGUCUACCGGAACCCUAACUACAAAGCCGGAAUGAAAUCAAUACAGUCACUCUCUUGCAGUCCCGACGAAGUGAUCUUCAGUCCUGACGUCCAUCAAGCCUUGUACUGCCAUCUCUUAUCAGGAAUCCUCUUCAGAGACCAAGUCCAGUACGUCUUUGCCUCCUUCGCUCACGGCCUAGUCCACGCGUUUAGAACCUUUGAGCAGCUCUGGGAAGAGAUCGUCACCGAUAUCAAAGACGGCGUCUUGAGCAGCCGAAUCACCGUCCCAUCGGUCAGAGCCGCGAUGUCGAAGCUCCUGAAGCCUGAUCCUGAGCUGGCUGAGACGAUCCGUGAGAAAUGCGUGAGCUUGAGCAACUGGUACGGACUGAUUCCCGCGCUUUUCCCGAACGCGAAGUAUGUUUACGGGAUCAUGACUGGCUCCAUGGAGCCGUACGUGAAGAAGCUGAGACAUUACGCUGGGGAUCUACCGCUCGUGAGCCAUGACUAUGGAAGCUCCGAAGGAUGGAUCGCUGCUAAUGUGACUCCGAGAUUGUCUCCGGAGGAAGCUACGUUCGCGGUGAUUCCGAAUCUCGGUUACUUCGAGUUUCUCUCUGUUUCUGAAACAGAGGAAGGAGGAGGAGAUCAAGAACCGGUCGGUUUAACCGAUGUCAAGAUCGGACAAGAGUACGAGGUUGUCAUCACGAACUACGCGGGAUUGUAUCGGUACAGGCUUGGAGACGUGGUGAAGAUCACUGGCUUCUACAACGAAACUCCACAGCUCAAGUUUAUCUGCAGGAGAAACUUGAUCCUCUCGAUCAACAUCGACAAGAACACGGAGCGAGAUCUUCAGCUUUCGGUGGAGUCUGCAGCGAAGAGACUCUCGGAGGAGAAGAUCGAAGUGAUAGACUUCUCUAGCCACGUUGAUGUGUCGACGGAUCCGGGACAUUACGUUAUAUUCUGGGAGAUUUCAGGUGAGACAAGCGAAGAUGUUCUUCAGGAUUGCUGUGACUAUCUAGACCGAGGAUUCAUCGAUGCUGGUUAUAUGAGUUCGAGGAAAUGCAAGACGAUUGGAGCUUUGGAGCUGAGAGUGUUGGAGAGAGGAACGUUUAGGAAGGUUCAAGAACAUUUUCUAGGGCUUGGAUCAUCGGCUGGACAGUUUAAGAUGCCGAGGUGUGUGAAGCCAAGUAAUGUUAAGGUUCUGCAGAUUCUGUGUGAGAAUGUUGAGAAGAGCUUCUUCAGCACAGCUUUUGACUGA